This is a messenger RNA of Rubroshorea leprosula, 1705 nucleotides long. The record is from the annotation of a GenBank genome assembly. NCBI's taxonomy places the organism in Eukaryota, Viridiplantae, Streptophyta, Magnoliopsida, Malvales, Dipterocarpaceae.
GCAUAUUCUUGCUCAUGACCUUAAAAAUAGUACAAUUAGAAGUAUUUUUGCUCGUUCAUCGGAAACAAUUAGUAGACAAUUCCAUAUUGUUCUACGAGCAAUGAUGAAAAUUGGAAAGUUUUACAUUAAACAAAAUAAUGUAUCCCUCCAUGAAGUAGAUGAUAAAUGGCAAUGGUUCAAGGGAGCUCUUGGGGCACUUGAUGGAACCCUUAUUGAUAUAACUGUACCUGCUAGUGAGCGAGGAAAAUAUCGAGAUAGAAAAGGUAACUUGAGUACAAAUGUUUUGGGAGCUUGUGAUGCUAAUUUAAAAUUUACUUAUGUGCUGCCUGGUUGGGAAGGAUCAGCAUCGGAUUCUCGUGUUUUACGUGAUGCUUUGACCAGGCGCAAUAACUUAAAAGUUCCACAAAAUAUGUAUUAUCUUGUGGAUUUGGGCUACACAAAUGGUCAAGGAUUUUUGGCUCCUUAUAGAGGAACUAGAUAUCAUCUAAAUUUGUGGAGAGGAAACACUCCAACUAAUUACAAGGAGUUGUUUAACCUUCGGCACUCUGCUGCAAGGAAUACAAUUGAACGCAGUUUUGGGUUACUAAAGAAGAGAUGGGCAAUUGUACGCCAUGCUUGCUUUUAUGAUGUGAAGACUCAAAUUAGAAUCAUCAAUGCAUGUUUUAUCCUGCACAACUUUAUACGAGAUGAAAUGGUGGAAGAAGAUUUACUAAGAGAAGUGGAUGAAGAGCUUGAAGAGGCUGCACUUGAAAAUGAGGUUGAGAGAGAUAAUAUAACCUUUGUGGGAGUCACUGAUGAAUGGUCACAAUUUAGAGAUAAUUUAGCUAUGGAAAUGUUUGAAGAAUACCAAGCUCGACGAGCUCUAAGGAAUUAAGAUUUUUUCAUUUAGUCUUUUAAAAUUUUUGAACUUAAGAUGUAAUCAUUCACUAUGUGAUAUGGGACUUAAUUACGUUUUGAAUAUGAAAUAUUAGUUUGUUUUCACUGGUUAAAAUUUAUUUUAGUUAAUGAUGGAUAAUGUUCUUGAUGGUUUUACGUUAACAUUUUCUUGUUUUAGGUACUAAUUUUCAUAGUUAAUUUAUUACAGCAAAAUAGGUGCAUAAAGUUAAUUUUACUGAUUGAUCGAGAAUGCAAAGAGCUGGAAAAUCUCCUUCAAGUAGUUCAGGAGCAAAAAGAAAAUCAAAAAGUCAAGGAGAAGGUGUUUUUAGGACAUACAUGCAAUGGACAAAGGAAAUGGAUAAUAUUUUAGCUAUUUCACUGUAUGACUCUUUAUCUCAAGGCCUCAAAACUGAUAAAGAUUGGAAGCCUCAAGCUUACCAAGCAGCUGUGGAUUAUCUUGCGAAAUCAUUGAGCGUUAAUGUAACCAAGGAGCAAGUCAAGAAUAAAGUAAGACAAUGGCGAAAACAUUUCUCUAUUAUUAGUGAAAUCAGAAGCCAUCAAAGUGGGUUUCCAUGGGAUGAAGAAAAGAAGAUGAUUGUUAUAACAGCAAAUAAUAUGUCAGCAUGGAAAGAUUAUGUUCGGGAGAAUGGAAAGGCAAAUGUAUAUGCAAAUAGACCUAUAGAAAGGUGGGAUGAUAUUGUUAUGUUGUGUGGGACAGAUAGAGCAACCGGUGAAGGUGCUGAAACAUUUGAAGAUGCUGAUGAAGCAAUGGUGGGAGAGGAUGAAAAUGAUUUCCCAAACACAACCUUAAUAAAUUCCUGAAGUGUCA